Messenger RNA from Monosiga brevicollis MX1, 1143 nucleotides. The record is from the annotation of a RefSeq genome assembly. Lineage: Eukaryota; Choanoflagellata; Craspedida; Salpingoecidae.
AUGAGAGUAUUAAAAACACACCCUUUUAUAAGUAUAGUUAACAACAUGUUAAUUCAAUUACCUGCUCCAUCAAAUUUAUCAUAUAUGUGAGGAUUUGGUUCAUUAUUAGGAUUAUGUUUAAUAAUUCAAAUAUUAACAGGUAUAUUUUUAGCAAUGCAUUAUUGUGCUAAUGUGGAUUUAGCUUUUGCAUCAGUAGAACAUAUCAUGAGAGAUGUUAAUGCUGGAUGAUUAUUAAGAUAUAUACAUGCUAAUGGAGCUUCAAUGUUCUUUAUAAUGGUAUAUAUGCAUAUAGCUAGAGGUUUGUAUUAUGGAUCAUAUACUGCACCUAGAAUUUUAUUAUGAAAUAUAGGUAUAAUUAUUUUAAUAGUAAUGAUGGCUACAGCUUUUAUAGGAUAUGUUUUACCAUGAGGACAAAUGAGUUUUUGAGGUGCCACAGUUAUUACUAACUUUAUUACAGCUAUACCUUUUAUAGGUAAGGAUAUUGUAGAAUGAGUUUGAGGAGGUUUUUCAGUAAGUAAUGCUACUUUAAAUAGAUUUUUUAGUUUACAUUAUUUAUUACCUUUCGCAUUAGCUGGAUUAGCAGUAGCUCAUUUAAUAGCUUUACAUGAACAUGGUUCAAAUAACCCAAUAGGUGUUGAUAGUAAUAUAGACAAAGUACCAUUUCACCCUUAUUAUUCAGUAAAAGAUGUAUUUGGUUAUGUAUUAUUUACAAUAUUUUUUGCAUUUUUUAUUUUUUUUAUUCCAAAUUACCUUGGUCACAGUGACAAUUAUAUUCCUGCAAAUCCCUUAGUGACACCGCAACAUAUUGUCCCUGAAUGAUACUUUUUAUUCGCAUAUUGUAUUUUAAGAGCAAUACCGAAUAAAUUAUUAGGAGUAAUUGCCUUAUUUGCUUCAUUAGUUGUAUUGGCUGUAUUGCCGUUUACUCAUACAAGUAAAAUUAGAAGUAUGAGAUUUAGACCAAUUGCUAAAGUAUUCUUCUGAUUCUUUGUAGCGGAUUUUAUUAUAUUAAGUUAUUUAGGAGGACAACCAGCUGAAGAUCCAUAUAUUAUUAUUGGACAAUUAGCUACUGUUUUCUAUUUCUCUUAUUUUAUAAUAAUAACACCUUUAAUUGGUAUAUUAGAAAAUAAAUUAUUUAAAUUAUAA